AUGUCGUCCCCAAAUCCAGCUCUCAUCGAAGAUAUUAUUCUCGAGAUUCUGCACUGGAUCGUGUAUCCACGAGUAGAUGAAAAGACCCAAAGACUCGUCGCAACCGUCUCAUUGGUCUGUCGAGGAUGGCGCGUGCACGCUCAGCGGAUUUUAUUCCGGCAUAUCCGUUUAUCCAGACUAGAGAGUCUGCUCUAUCUUCAGUCGACGGCUCCUGAGCAGAUUCCAUAUCUCCGCUUCACGGAGACGCUCACCAUCAAGCUCAAUUGGUGUUGCAUAGGAGGUUCACGAUGCAAAAAAGAGAAUAAGAAUCGAGUUAUCAACGUGCACGACGGACGAAGAGUCACACAGUUGGUCUGCCGCCUUCCAUUAAUGAAGACCCUGCACCUUGAUAUCUGCCAACUUCACAUGGUGCAACUAACGGCACUCCGCGCAUGGGGAUCUCGAAAUGAGCUUGGGCGCCAUGUUCGUUCUCUACGUAUCUCGGCUGCCGUUGAUUACUCCACGAUAAUGUGUGGGCCAGAGCUAUGGCAAAGCUUGGAGAAUUUGGAGGUAGAAGAGAAUGCGAGUCGACCGCUCAACGGACCUACUAUCUACCAUCCCACGUCGGGUCUUGACUUUCAGCUACAAAGCCUGACGCUGCGCGGCAUCCAUGUCGAACACCUACGCUGCAACCCUUGGCUCCUUGGAAGCUCAAGAGAUACCCUUCUUCAACUCACUCUGAUUCAUCCAGCAAAGUCUCGAUUUGGGGUACCAUAUUCCAUCGACGACAUUCUCUGUCAUCUUGGCGCGCUCCUCUCACUCACUCUCGUGGACUAUACAUUAACAGCCCACGACCUAAACUUUCUGAAAACCAUGGGCGGCCUGCGAGAGCUACGGUUAUUCAAAUUUUCUCUCGAGGUAGACAGCUUGUUCGCCUUUCUUCCGAAAGAAGUCGAAAACAUAUGCCUGGAUAUACCUUGUGACCUUCACGGUAUGCUCUUCGAUGGUUACGAGCCCAGUGCACGACUCAAGACCGUCGAGAUUGUCGUCAGCCCGAGGCCGGGAAAGCGAGUCGACGCCUGGAUAGCAGAGGCCAGAAGUAUAUGGGAGGAGCAAGGCGUAGUCUUCAAACGCAUUAUAGGAGAUGUUCCAAGAGACCCCAAUUAUCCACCCCGGAAGAUUAAAGUGGAGCUAUCCUCUGCUGAUUCUAUAUCAGAUGUGUCGAGCAUCUCGGAUUCGUCUGAGGAAGUGAUUACUGGAGCGAGUGACCCUGAGCCUGUCGGUCAUCAAGGGGAGAAGCCUACCAAGCCUGCGAGAAAUGUCCUAAGAGAGCUUAAGCAAAAGUUUAAACGAUUAAUGUUAUGA
Messenger RNA from Serendipita indica DSM 11827, 1344 nucleotides. The record is from the annotation of a GenBank genome assembly. Lineage: Eukaryota; Fungi; Basidiomycota; Agaricomycetes; Sebacinales; Serendipitaceae.